Miniopterus natalensis is the source of this 1634-nucleotide messenger RNA. It is a transcript of the gene TMEM222, whose product is annotated as transmembrane protein 222. The record is from RefSeq and is a predicted model, not a curated record. Lineage: Eukaryota; Metazoa; Chordata; Mammalia; Chiroptera; Miniopteridae.
CGACCGAGCGGGGGCCGGCCGGAGCGGGGCGCGCGCAGCAUGGCGGAAGCGGAAGGGGUUUCGCCUCUCCUGUCGCCUCGGUCACCCCCGCCUGGAAUGGCGGAAGUGGAGGAGCCGACGGCGGCCGAGACGGACAAGAAACAGUUUAGCGGCUCUGGCGGCGUCGCCAUGGAUGUGGAGCGGAGCCGCUUCCCCUACUGCGUGGUGUGGACGCCCAUCCCGGUGCUCACGUGGUUCUUCCCCAUCAUUGGCCACAUGGGCAUCUGUACAUCCACAGGAGUCAUUCGGGACUUUGCUGGCCCCUACUUUGUCUCGGAAGACAACAUGGCCUUUGGGAAGCCUGCCAAGUACUGGAAGUUGGAUCCUGCUCGGGUAUACGCUAGCGGGCCCAAUGCGUGGGACACAGCUGUGCAUGAUGCCUCUGAGGAAUACAAGCACCGCAUGCACAACCUCUGCUGUGACAACUGCCAUUCACACGUGGCGUUGGCCCUGAACCUGAUGCGCUACAACAACAGCACCAACUGGAACAUGGUAACACUCUGCUUCUUCUGCCUACUCUAUGGAAAAUAUGUCAGCGUCGGGGCCUUCGUGAAGACCUGGCUACCCUUCGUCAUCCUCCUGGUCAUCAUCUUAACCACCAGCCUGGUGUUUAACCUUCGGUGAUGGCUGCCUCGUGGCCCUGGACCCGCCACUCCUUUCAGUUCCAGAUUCUUUCUCCUCACCCCAAAAAGCAGGGAUGAGCCUGCUGCUGGUUUUGACCCAGGGGUCUGGGCUAGGUGGGAUGGCAUAGGGCUGAGGAUGAGCAGGGGUUGGGGUGUGUAGUUAGUUGCCUGUUGUGUCUCCCUGGUCACUCAGAAGUUCCCUGACCCUUCUUCCCAGGCUGGUGAGCCCCGUGCUUGAAGCACCCUCUCUGUUCAUCUGUUGGAAAGGCUUUAGCUUUUCUCUGUAGAGCUGCUCCUGUGCUGCCUGCUGGGCUUCCACUGCCUCAGUUUGGUGCCUGGUGGGGGAAGGGAGGCCAUUUGUACCCACCAGACAGGGCCAGAGCUGGAUUUGGAGCCUGUUCUCCUGCCAGGCUCUGAUCCUGGGGUGGGCGGGGUACACUAGGAAGUCCCAAUAAACUAAGCUGCUCUGGGGCCCUCACCACUGGCCUCUAGAAUGAUCCAGUUGGGCUGGAUGGGCCCUCCUUUGGCCAGAAGUUGCACUAGGGGUAGUUUAUGCCCCAUCUCCUGGGGCCCUCCAGACCAUGCACCCCCUCUUCCCAUUCUCCCAGGGCCUCCAAGCACUUGGGCCCAUCUCCCCCUGCAAUUCAGGGCCUGGGCUCCCCUAGUCAGGCUGGAGAAAUGAGUGACACUGAUGUGUCCAGAGUGACAUCCUGUUCAUCAGAACAGUAGAAACAAAGCCUGGCCCUGGCCCCAGGUGUGGACCUCAUGCUGGUGAUGGCACCCCUUGGGUCCAAGAUGUGGGGGCCAUAGAGCAGCCAGAGCCAUCAGGGAGCUGAAGGGGAGUGGUUUCCUCCCACCUACCUUGGCUCCCUCUUCUAUUGUGUGAAGGGCCUGUGCUGCCCCCUAACCUCUGCCCCGUGGAUUCCUAUGUGUGGGGCUCCCUGGAUGGGACAAUAAAGAGUUUUAACUCCA